AUGCCACCUAAAAAGGAUGAAGUUGACUUAAAUGCAUUACCACCACUCAAGCAUCUUUGCGUGGGCAUUCGAAUUGAAGCAGGAAAGGCUCGUGCUGGAAAAUUAUUCAACUUACUUAAGGAAUGCAAAUCAUUUCAAAAGAAUGUAACUAGAGAGGAAAUAAUCAACUUUUGUAAGGAGAAAUAGUUGUAUGUUGAUCCUGCUACUUUGACGGAUAAACAAAAGAAAGAUUCUAAAUUUAUGGCAGAAGUAGCUACGGAAUUGACAUCAGAAGUUAUGAAUAAGGGUUUUUAGAUGUUCAUUUAAGAUUAAGUCUUGUCAAUAAGGAAAGCCAAGUAUUAAGCAGCUCAAGCAUUAGCAGCAGAGAAAGCUGCUCCACCAAAGAAAGACGACAAGAAGGAUGUCAAGAAGGGAGGCAAAGAAGCAGCGGCAGUUGCACCAAUUCCAGAACCUGAAAAGGCUGUACCUGAGAAGGAGUACACCAAGAAUUUUGACAUCGUUUUCAUUGUACAAGGGUUCCCUCAAGUACCAUAAGAAUAGAUCGAAUUACUCAUGCAUGUAAAAGAGAAAGUAAUUAAUUGGGGUGGAGUCGAUAUGAAUCUCUUGGAACAAGGAGAAGAUUUCCAAGAGGAAUUGGAGAAGAGAAUGGAAGAAUUCGUAUAACCAGUUACAAUUAAGAGAUCCUACUCAGAAGAAUCUCUACAUUAUACUGCUGCAGAAAGGGCAGUCAUUGAAGAAAUUAAAAAACAAAGAAAUGGCUCCCAAAAGACAGAUCCACUUAGAUAGCUUACUAUUAAGGAAUUGAUCUUGGAAAUGGAUUUGGAAGUUGAGGAAGAAACCCUUAAAUAAUUCCAUGAAUAAUUGAUUGAAGAGAUCUGCUAAUUUAGUGUAGAUCAAUAGCAAUUUAAUGAAUGGAUUGUUAAUAAGAAACCUAUUCCCUUGAUUACCAAGGAAGCACCCAAAGAUCCAUUCGAUUUAGAAGUUGAGCGUAUUAAGCAUGAGGCUCAUCAAGCAGAGGAGCAACAGAAGGCAGCAGAAGAGGCAGCUGUUGCAGAAAAGAACAAAAAAGGAGCAAAGAAAGAUGCUAAGAAAACUGAUGCAGAAUUAGAAGCUGAGAGAUUGGCUGAAAUAGAGAAGAAUAAAUAAAACGAAUUGAGAAAAUAAUAAAUUGAAGAAGCUUUGGAAUAACAACAGAAAAUGAAAGCCAAAUUACAUUUAUAAUAUUAUAAGCGAUAACUAUCUGAUGUGCAACUCUCAAAAGUAGGACCUUGCAUCCUAUUAGAAUGUUUAUUAGAUUAGUUAUCUGCUGAGGCUGCUUAUAUUUAAAGUUCUAAAGUGCCGCCAUGUUUAGAGGAUUAAGAAGAUGCGGAACAAGUUAAUAGACUUUUGGCAAAUCAAAAAAAGGAGUAACAUUAAGCAGAAAGUGCAAAAUAGUUAAUAUUAGAUGAAUGUGAUUGGAUUGAAGUAAGGGGACAUUUUGGUUAAUUACAUGAUUAAUAAUGUAUUGUUGAGAGAGAACAUAAGAUCUUUAAUAAUUUAUGUUUCCCAGGUAUUGAUAGACAAGGCAUGCCUGAAACAGCAGAGAAAUCAGAGAAAUUACGAAAGGCUAAUAAAGCAAAGUUGCAUCCAUUUAUAAAUGUGGAUGUAAGCGAAUUUGAAAGAAGACAACUGCUCUUGUCUUUUGAGGAAUUACUCAAAGAAAAUGAGCCAGAAUAAGACUGGUAUUUGGGUGAUCGUAUCUACUUAGAGAGACAUAAUAAAAAUACAUUGAGACAACAGUUUUAUGAGGCAUUAUUACACGAUCCUCAAGUAGUUCUAAAAUACUUACCUGAUGAUGAUGCUCUUAUGGUUUGUUGUUAUUAUAAGAAUCCUCCUGGCAGAACAUUAAGAAAGAAAUGGUCAGCUGAAUGGAGAGUUUUACCUAAUUUGGAAUACUUCAUUCAAGUUCGUAAUUUUAAUAGUGAAUACUAUUAUGAUAUUGAUUACUAAUAAAUUGGGGCUAUUACUGAGAGAUCAAAAAUAAUGUACCCCACUGAUAAUUCAUUAAUAAUUGCCACCAAAUUUACUGUUGGAGAGGUAGAACGUAUAAGGUACAGAGUUAUUAAAGAGAAUGUUGUUUUUGGAAUACAAGGGGGAUUUUAUGCUUAAUUUAGAGAUUUGAGAAUGAGUGCCUAAGAUCAGAUAAUGAAUUUGACAUUUAAGAAUGGUCUUUGCUUAAGGUUUACUUAGAAAGGAGAAGUAGUUUAAUAAUACCUUUAUCAAAAACCAUAAGAAUAGACUCAGACAUUGCUAAAUUUAUACGAUAAUGCAGAAAUUAAUCAUGAAUUAGAAAUUAAAAGAGUUAUUACAGGGUAAGGAACAGUUAUUGUAUAUAAGAAAGAUGGAUCAAUCAUAGUAUUAUAUGCAAAUGGAAAUGUCUCUAUGUACAAAAAUGACAUGUGGAUAACGACUAAUAAUAAAGGAAUUAGAAAAUCAUAGAAGGGAAUAGAAAAGGUUCCAUGUGCAAUUAAAAAUGAUCCUGAAAGUGGUGCCAAAGUUUAUAUUCGAGAUGAUCAAACUCUCAUCAUUUAUUACAAGGAUGGAUCUCAGUAUACCUAACAUUAUGAUGGAACCAUAAUGCUUAUAAAAGGAGAUAAGGUGAUUGUGGAACAUCCUAAUUUUGCUAGUGUUGUAGUUACAAUUGAUAAGGUCAAAUAGAGAACUGGAACUAUCAUUGGAAUGGGCAGUGCUUAUGCAAAUGUGGGUUUUGACAAUAUCUUCGAAAGAAGUAAUGAUGGCAGAGUGGUAGAAACCUUUUACUAAGGAUGCAAGGUGAUCUCUUAUAUCGAGAAAUAAGAACUUCCAGAGUACAAGUAAUACAAGACUAAUCGAAUUCAUUUGAUGUACACUCAUGAUGGAAGUGUUGCUAAGGUGGUUGAUGAUGGGGAAAUUGUCAUAGUUACUGCUGAAGAGAGAGUGAGACUCAAUAAUAAAGGAGAGAAGAAACCAUUGGGAUAAGACUUAGACUAUUGGUUGUAAUUGUUUUCUGUUUCAGAUGAACGUAAAGCUGGAGUUUAUACUAUUGAUUUGACUAGAAAAUGUAUCUUUACAAAGGAUGAAGAAUCCAAUUACUUCUAAAUUGAUGAAGAUGGAAAUGUUACUUCUAAGAUUUCAGUAUCCUUAAAUCAAGAACCCUCUACCCCUGAUUACAUUCCAGAUGGCUUAUUUGUUGAUGAAGAAAACAAAGUGCUUCCACCACCAAAGUCAUGGGUUCCUCCCAGAUUAUUUUUAGUUAAAAAUGAUAAUACAGGUGUUGAAUUGUUUAAUCAAACUCAAUUAUAGGAUUACUUCAGACUUAAAUCAGAAAAUCCAUUCUGUAAUAAAUUAAUUGAUGAAUUACCAAAUAAUGUCAAGUCUAUUUCAUUCAUUACUGAAUUGAAGAAUCAAGCCAAAAAGUUCAUUGAAGUCAAGAUACCAUAAACACUUGAUAUUGUACCCAAAACAGUUUAAAAAACAACUAUCAUUCCUCACAAAGUCUUCACCUAUCGUAACUUCUUGGAGUACCUUCCUUUUGAUAAAGAUCAAAGAGCUCUACAUGAGCAGUCAUUGUAAAAAUAUGAAGUUUGGUAGAAGGCUAUGUAGAAAGCUUAAAAUGAAUUUGGAGUUAUACAAAAAUCAGAAGAUGAAAGAGAUGCUGAAUUUAUCAUCCAAAUGAAAAUUUUAGAAAGCAGAAGAACUGAUUAUUCAUAUGAAUCCUAUGAUCAAGCCAAAAGUAAAAUAGCUCUGCCUGAUAUGGCAUCCAAUGCGGUCGAACCCCUUGAAUAAACACUAGUUAGAACAGCUAAAGUCUAAUAAGUUGUCUAAUAAGCAUUUGUUGAUGUACAAAGGAAAGUACAAACGAUUUCACUCUAAAAAUCCAUCAAACCAACUUCUGAAGCCAAAGGGUUUGUCUAAAAUUACUUUGAUACAAAGGAAGGACAUGAAUAUUUGAAAACAGCUCCAGAAAAUCCUCCAAUCAAAAAACCAAGAGACAGAAUAGUCUAACCUACAGAGGAACAAUAAUAACAAUAGUUAACAUAGAACCAGCAAGAUGCUUAAAAGACACUACUUGAAGGAAUUAUUCCAUUAGAAUAACCUUAACUGCCUUCACCUUAAUAUAAUAAUACAAAUAAUCUCACAAAAGUAAUUAUUAAACCCUCCGUUUUUACUCAAGCAGAAAUUGAUGAUGAGUUUAAAUAAAGAAAAUAACUUGAUGACUCAAUUAGAUAUAGAUAAGUAAAGAAGAAAGAUUUUGAUGUGUAUGGAAAGGAAAGAAAAGAUCUUAAAUUAGUGCCUUGUCUUCUUAAGACUAAUCCAAAAUCUGAAUUGAAUUAAAAAUAUAUUUUAACAGAUGCCACCACUGACAAUAGAAUUAAAAUUAGUUCUAUGGCUACUAGAGUUUAUCAAUAAGCUGCUCCAAUUAGUCAACUUAGAAAUGAAGGCAUGCAUCAAACCAUCAUAAGGACUUUAGAUAAGAAAAAUAAUUUAGAUGAACUUAUAGAUAAAAAGAAUCUCAUGGUUACAAGCGAUAUCAAUGAUAGGUUAAAGAAGGAUCUAUUGAUUUAUCCUAUAAAUGUUUAGUUUGGAGAACUUAAACAAGGUGGAUAAUACGAGGUCAAAAUUUCAGUUAAAAACGAGGAUAUCAUGGCUUAACGCAUAGUUUUAAAGUAACCAUUGAAUACAAAUAUUAAAGCAUUAAUGAAAUAGAUGGGCUCGAUAUCUCUCGGUUUAGUUAGAGAAGUAUUCGUUCUUAUCAAUGCAGAAAGAGUUGGACAAUUUUCUGACGAACUCUAAAUCAUGUCAAAACAUUCCAUCUAUACAAUCCCAAUUACUGGCAAUGUUAUGGAGUAGAGCAUGUUUGAUAAACUCAAUUCAGAAUAGAUCAAACUCACUAAUAAACCUCUCUUAAGAAAAUAUGUUAAGGACUUGAAAGCAUCUAAACAAUAAGACAUAAUUGGAGAUAGUUAGGAUUCUGAUCUGCUCCCAAAGAUGAAUUAUGACAAAAAUGUCAAAAUUGAUCCCUUUUAGAAUCAAAAGAAAGAUGAAUAAUCAUAUGAGGAGGAAAAUUGA
Paramecium tetraurelia is the source of this 5088-nucleotide messenger RNA. RefSeq lists its product as uncharacterized. Gene Ontology annotation, cellular component: axonemal central apparatus. The transcript is spliced from 4 exons. The record is from RefSeq and is a predicted model, not a curated record. NCBI's taxonomy places the organism in Eukaryota, Ciliophora, Oligohymenophorea, Peniculida, Parameciidae. Gene Ontology annotation, biological process: axonemal central apparatus assembly.